AUGGAGUUCCGAGAGAAGCUGUUAAAGUUCAAGUUCCACAUCAUCUUCGCCUUCGUGUUCUCUCUCCUCACCGUCGCUCUCGUCACUUACUCUCCAGGUUUCCUCAUCGUUUUAUCUUACUUCUGGCCUCUAUUUCUCUCGACCGCUCUAUUUCUCGCCGCCGUUUUCUUCUUCGCCCGGACCUCCGACCUUCCGACGUCGUCUACCAUCUCCAGCGAUGGCUCUGGCGUAAAGUUAGCGGCAGAGGGGAUCCUUGACUAUGUGGUCGGCGGACAAGAGGAAGAAACUCUCCUUGAUAGCUUCACUAAACUCGACUAG
Molecule: messenger RNA, 318 nt
Organism: Brassica napus (rape)
Lineage: Eukaryota; Viridiplantae; Streptophyta; Magnoliopsida; Brassicales; Brassicaceae
Exons: 1
Coding region: 1-318 (105 amino acids)
Source: RefSeq, a predicted model, not a curated record